Bemisia tabaci is the source of this 4374-nucleotide messenger RNA. It is a transcript of the gene kz, whose product is annotated as putative ATP-dependent RNA helicase kurz. Gene Ontology annotation, biological process: maturation of SSU-rRNA from tricistronic rRNA transcript (SSU-rRNA, 5.8S rRNA, LSU-rRNA). Gene Ontology annotation, cellular component: nucleolus; intracellular anatomical structure. Gene Ontology annotation, molecular function: helicase activity; RNA binding; ATP binding. NCBI's taxonomy places the organism in Eukaryota, Metazoa, Arthropoda, Insecta, Hemiptera, Aleyrodidae. The record is from RefSeq and is a predicted model, not a curated record.
GAUUAACCUUAAUCUAGAUACCGUUUUAUUAUUCUAUGAUACCGUCAGUGAAGUGUCUUCAUUUCCAAUGUGUUUACAAUGGGUAAGAACAAGAAAGGGUACAACUGGAGAGCAAGACAAUUAAUUGACACGAAAAUUGUCAGUCGUUCAAAAGAUGAGGUACAAGUGAGUUUAAACACCGAAAAGGAGAAGUUUGAUUCCUGCAAUGCAUUUGUUUUACCAUCCAAAAAACGAAACACCAUUAAAAAAAAAGAACCUCAAAGAACAACUUCUAUUUUAUCUAAAGCUGAAAGAAAGAGACUGGAAAAAAUAGUUGACAAGAAGAAAAAGAAAGAAUAUCGUGCCGCACUGUUAGAAUCUUUGGCUGAUUACCAAGCCUCCCCAGAUGUCUUGAAGAAGCUGGUCUCAGUCGCCAAAAUUCAGACUAAAGGUCUGAAGAAAGCGCGGAACUGUAAUGAGAACCUCUUUGAUCAUAAACUGCUGGACACAGAGAAUGAACACUCCUCGAAUGUAAAUAUCAUUUCUGGCAGUAAAAAGCGAAAACAGCUUCUUACGGACUACAAAGAACAAAAGAAGAAGAGGCUCAGACAUGGUGCAAACAUCGUUAACUUUGAAUUAUCUGACAGUAAUGAUGCAGAUUUUGGUUCAUCUAAUGAUGAAGAGGCUAGGCCUUGUUGUGAAACUUCUCCCGAUCAAUCUAAGUCACAAUCUGAGACUUGUGCAGAGAGUUUUAAAACCAUUUUUGAAAACAAAGAAGUGAAGAAACAAGUCGUCAACAAAGAAAAUGGAGAAAUCAAUAAAAAGGUAGUGGAUGAAGACACUGAAACUCGCAACUUUGGAAAAGGAUUGAUGGACUCAGCAUCUGAAGUGAAGGUUAAAGUAGAAGUAGCAAGUGAAGGCAUAGCACCGGUCAGCAAGCCAGCAUUUUACGUACCUGUUGAACGAGAUGAAAAAAUUCAAGCAUCUCGUUUGAAACUGCCUAUUCUUGCAGAAGAGCAAAGUAUCAUGGAGACAAUCACAGAAAAUUCCAUCACCAUUAUUUGUGGUGAAACAGGCAGCGGCAAAACAACCCAAAUACCACAGUUCUUGUAUGAAGCAGGUUAUGGAAGUAAUGGCCAAAUGAUUGGAGUUACUGAACCAAGGAGAGUCGCGGCAAUUUCGAUGUCAAAACGUGUUGGAAUGGAGUUAAACUUAUCAUCUGAUGAAGUGUCAUACUUGAUUCGAUUUGAAGGAAAUACUGGUCCAUCAACAAAAAUUAAAUUUAUGACCGAUGGAGUCUUGCUGAAAGAAAUUCAAAGUGACUUCCUGUUGACCAAAUAUUCAGUAAUAAUUUUAGAUGAAGCUCAUGAGCGGAGUAUUUUCACAGAUAUUUUAAUUGGUCUUCUCUCAAGAAUUGUUCCCCUUCGAAGUAAAAGAAAUAACCCUCUUAAACUUAUCAUCAUGUCUGCAACUCUAAGGAUAGCAGAUUACACAGAAAAUCCUCGACUGUUCAAAAAACCACCCCCAGUGAUUCAUAUUGAAUCACGUCAGUACCCAGUUGUAAUUCACUUUAACAAACGGACAAGUGUGGAUUAUGUAAGAGAAUCUUUUUCCAAGGCAUGCAAAAUACACUGUCAGCUUCCAGAAGGAGGAAUCCUUAUUUUUUUAACAGGUCAGCAAGAGGUUAACACCCUGGUUAAAAAACUUCGGAGGACAUUCCCCUAUAAAAAAACCUGGAACUUGGAGAAUGAAGGAAAAAUAGGAGAUGAUGAAGAUUGUAGUGCCAGUGAUGGAGAAAAUGUAGAAAUGAGUCUGUCAAAAGCAAUUCAGGAAAUUAGAAAAUCAAGAAAGACAGUCGUCAAAGCACUUCCAGAAAUCAAUUUAGAUAGUUAUGAUCUUGCCCCCGCUGAUGACACAGAAGCAGACAUGUUGGAUGCUGAAGAUGAAGAUAUUGCUGAGACAGAAGGGGACUCUGAUGAAGAGUGGUCGUCUACAGUGGAAGCUGAAUUUACAGCAAGGUCUAGUCAGCCUUUGUGGGUUCUCCCUCUCUACUCCCUUCUACCUAGUCACAAACAAGCCAGGAUUUUUGAGCCACCUCCUCCUGGAUGCCGGUUGUGUGUGGUGGCUACAAAUGUUGCGGAAACAUCUCUCACUAUUCCUUCAAUCAAGUAUGUUGUCGAUUGUGGUAGAACAAAGACCCGCCUCUAUGAUAACUUUACUGGUAUCUCAAUGUUUUCUGUGAUUUGGACAAGCAAGGCAUCUGCUGAUCAAAGGGCUGGACGAGCUGGCCGCAUUGGACCUGGACACUGUUAUCGGCUAUAUUCAUCAGCAUUAUUUAAAGAUGAGUUUGAAGAAUUUACAAUGCCAGAAAUUCAGCAGAAACCUGUUGAUGAUCUCCUACUGCAGAUGAAGGCGAUGAAGAUUGAAAGAGCUGUGAAUUUUCCAUUUCCAUCUGCUCCUAACAUUAUCCAACUGAAAGCGGCAGAGAGGAGACUGGCUAUCCUUGGUGCACUAGAGACAUCGUGUGCCAAAGAUGAGUGGAGCUCAAAAUUGACUCCACUUGGUGAAGCUAUGGCCUUAUUUCCUGUCGCUCCAAGAUUUGGCAAAAUGUUAUGUCUUAGUCAUCAACAUUGCCUAUUACCGUACACCAUAGCCAUUGUUGCUGCGCUCUCUGUCCAAGAAGUUUUGUUGGCAGAAAAUGUUAACACUGCCAAAGUAAGACGAAUGUGGGCAGGAGUAGGGAACUCAUUACUCUUAGGUGAUGUGAUCGUCCUCUUAAGAGCAGUUGGAGCUGCUGAAUAUGCCAGUAGCAAUGGUGCUCUGGGUGAAUUUUGUCUGAAAAAUGGAUUAAACAAAAAAGCUAUUACUGAGAUACGCAAAUUACGGAAGCAAGUGACCAAUGAAAUGAACCUGACCAUUGCAGAAUUGCAGCUAGUAGUAGAUCCUCAGAUGAAGCCGCCAUCUGAUUUACAGGCAAAACUACUGAGGCAGGUUGUUUUAGCUGGAAUGGUGGAUCAUGUAGCUUUGAAAUUAGACCAAGAUCAAUUGACUGCAGCUGGUCUUCGUCCACAUCAGCCAGCUUAUCGCAUUCCUGAGAUGGAGGAUAUUGUUUUCAUGCACUCUUCUUCUGUUCUUCGUAAAACCAGACCACAGUGGGUUGUGUAUCAAGAAGUUUAUCAGCUUAAUGAUAAAAUGUAUAUGCGAGGAGUGACAGCCAUUGAACCAGAAUGGCUGCCUGUUUUUGCGAGAUCCAUGUGCACCAUAUCAGAACCACUUGAAGACCCGCCGCCAAGAUACGAUGCGGAAUCGGAUACAUUGUUGUGUCAUGUAAAUGCAACCUUCGGGCAGAGUGGAUGGCCUUUACCAGUCACUGAAAUUGAGUUUCCUGCCUGCACUGACAAAUAUCGUUUGAUUGCCAUGUUCCUCUUAGAUGGGACAAUCAUCCCAUCUCUUCAGAAGAAUGCCCCUCAUCUAUUAUCUAGUCCCUCAUGCAUGACUAAGUCAUGGGCAAGUUUACAGCCGCGAACAAAUAUGUUGUUGAAAGAAAUCAUGACCAAAGACAUUGAUUCUAGGCAAAAACUGAAGAAGAUUUGGGAUACAGAUCCUUUGUAUUUAUUAGAAGCUUAUUUGAGAUGGCUACCUGAAUCAGCUCAUUCCGAUGUAAGAGCAGACUGGCCUCCAUCAUAAAAGUACAAGUUAUCACCGGAUGGUUGUUACAUUUGAACUGUCUCUCCUCCUCCACUUAAAUUAUGACCUGGUUAUGAAUUGAUCUAUUCAGUGUUAAAGUAUGGAAACUUGAAUUCUUGAUACUGGUACACACUCUGUCUACCAUACCAAAAAAGUACGGAUACACUGAAAAGCAUGGAUUUUGAUAGGUUGGUUUGUCAGAAUGUAGAAUGUAUAAAUUUUUCAUGUAUUAGUAUGGAAAUUCGAAAUUUGCCUGAUGAACUGAAAGAAGAAUCCUCGGGAAUAUGUAAUUUCCCUACACUAUAUUAUCGCGUCCCUGCAAAACCCCCUCUUAGAAUCUGUUCAUUUAAGUUUAUUUUCCCAGAAUUCCCACUUUCCCCCCUCCUUUGUCUUUUAAAGAACUGGGUUCUUAUCAGAGUUCAGAAUUCGUGCUAAGUAAAAGGAGAGAGUGGAAGAGGCAAUGAAUAAGCAAGAAUCUCAGUGAGUCUCUGAAAAGAGGAAGUUUUGGGGGAAAGGAGAAAAAGUAAAGAGUAGGAAAAAGCAAAUGUUUUAAAUGAUGAUGUACGUUUACACACCCAAGCAAAUUGAGUAAUUCUUUUGAGUGAGCAUAUAUGGCCGUAUACGUGGUUUUUCUGGAGAGCCGAUUGUUCUAUUCCUUGUUCUCUAAGAUGUGUAUAUGUAUAUAUAAUUAAACAAAACUCACGAAUA